CGUCGCCCCAGGCAACAGCGUGAAGGGGCGAAUCUGUCGAGUGGAUGGAAGGAACCGCCUUACUCCCAGCCAGUAGGGACGAAGGGGCGGGGCCGUGGCGGCUCUGCAGCAGUGGGCGGGGCUCGGUUGCCAAAGUAACCGGAUAAUGGUGUUGGCGGUGCUGUCUUCCUGUCUCAACGUUACCAGUUUACUUGUACCGAGAUCCUGAAACUAUGAAUCAUAGUGAAAGAUUUGUUUUCAUUGCAGAAUGGUAUGAUCCAAAUGCUUCACUUCUUCGACGUUAUGAACUUUUAUUUUACCCAGGAGAUGGAUCUAUUGAAAUGCAUGAUGUAAAGAAUCAUCGUACCUUUUUAAAGAGGACCAAAUAUGACAACCUGCACUUGGAAGAUUUAUAUAUAGGCAACAAAGUGAAUGUCUUUUCCCGACAACUGGUGUUAGUUGACUAUGGGGAUCAAUAUACAGCUCGUCAACUGGGCAGUCGGAAAGAAAAAACAUUAGCCCUGAUUAAACCAGAUGCAGUCUCAAAGGCUGGAGAAAUAAUUGACAUAAUAAACAAAGCUGGGUUUACUGUAACCAAACUCAAAAUGAUGAUGAUUUCAAGGAAAGAGGCAGUGGAUUUUCAUGCAGAUCACCAGUCAAGACCCUUUUAUAAUGAGCUAAUCCAGUUUAUUACAAGUGGUCCUGUUAUUGCCAUGGAGAUUUUAAAAGAUGAUGCUAUCUGUGAAUGGAAAAGACUACUUGGACCUGCAAACUCUGGGGUGGCACGCACAGAUGCUUCUGGAAGCAUUAGAGCCCUCUUUGGAACAGAUGGCAUAAGAAAUGCAGCACAUGGUCCUGAUUCUUUUGCUUCUGCUGCCAGAGAAAUAGAGUUCUUUUUUCCUUCGAGUGGAGGUUGUGGGCCAGCAAAUACUGCUAAAUUUACCAACUGUACUUGCUGCAUUGUUAAGCCCCAUGCUGUUAGUGAAGGACUAUUAGGGAAGAUCCUGAUGGCUAUUCGAGAUGCAGGUUUUGAAGUCUCAGCUAUGCAGAUGUUCAACAUGGAUCGGGUUAAUGUGGAAGAGUUCUAUGAAGUGUAUAAAGGAGUAAUAUCUGAGUAUAAUGAGAUGGUAACAGAAAUGUAUUCUGGCCCUUGUGUAGCAAUGGAGAUUCAACAGAAUAAUCUUACAAAAACAUUUCGAGAAUUCUGUGGACCUGCCGAUCCUGAAAUUGCCCGGCAUUUACGCCCUGGAACCCUCAGAGCAAUCUUUGGUAAAACUAAGAUCCAGAAUGCUGUUCACUGUACAGAUCUGCCAGAGGAUGGCCUAUUAGAGGAGGUGGUGACACCUGCUAUUCAAUGUGAUAUUCAACAGAACACUUCACAUGUAAGGUUCAAUAUUUCUUCAAGAUCUUGGAUAACUAGCAGUAUAGAAAAGAAAGAAGUCACAGAUUGAGGCAUUUAGACAAGAGUGAAUCACGCACGUGAGGAAUGUGUUCAUUCUUUUAUUGUCCAUUGUUUUAACCUGACUGAAUACAAGAUCAACAAGAGCACUGUUCUCCUGGCAAUUAUUACAUAUGUUAGAACAUGGAUUUUGCACUGUAGACAACAUUUAACACCAGUCUAUGGGGUACUGCAUUGCUUCUUAUAAAGUUCAAAAUAAAGAUUUAUUUUCAAACAA
Molecule: messenger RNA, 1655 nt
Organism: Nycticebus coucang (slow loris)
Lineage: Eukaryota; Metazoa; Chordata; Mammalia; Primates; Lorisidae
Gene: NME7
Product: NME/NM23 family member 7
Exons: 13
Coding region: 213-1430 (405 amino acids)
Biological process (GO): GTP biosynthetic process; CTP biosynthetic process; UTP biosynthetic process
Cellular component (GO): centrosome
Molecular function (GO): ATP binding; nucleoside diphosphate kinase activity
Source: RefSeq, a predicted model, not a curated record